GAAUCGAGGGCGGGGGUGGGGAGAGCUGGGAGCUGUCAUUGGAGCGGGUCUGGCUCGCGCUCCCGGCCAGGUUCCGAGCCGGGAAUUUCGGCGGGUUUAGCUCGCAGGCAAAACGCAAUCCCAGCGCUCCCGGAGCGGCCUCUUUUGUAGAAGCACCUGAGAUGCUGGGUGUGGUGCACUAAACGGUAGCGGCGGCAGCAGCCACAGCAAGCUGGGGCCCUGUGUAGAAGCUCCAUCCCCUUGUCUCUGUGCCCGCCUGACUCAGAGGCAGAUUAUCUUAGAAGAUCUAGGCUUCUGAAAUGUUUCCCCUGAAGGAUGCUGAAAUGGGUGCCUUUACCUUCUUUGCCUCAGCUCUACCACAUGAUGUUUGUGGAAGUAAUGGGCUUCCUCUUACACCAAAUUCCAUCAAAAUUUUGGGGCGAUUUCAAAUCCUUAAGACCAUCACUCAUCCCAGACUUUGCCAGUAUGUGGAUAUUUCUAGGGGAAAGCAUGAGAGACUGGUGGUGGUAGCUGAACACUGUGAACGGAGUCUAGAAGACUUGCUUCGAGAGAGGAAACCCAUGAGCUACUCAAAGGUUUUGUGCAUAGCAUUUGAGGUACUUCAGGGUUUGCAGUAUAUGAACAAACAUGGUAUAGUACACCGGGCACUUUCUCCUCAUAAUAUUCUUUUGGACCGAAAGGGACAUGUUAAAUUGGCUAAAUUUGGACUUUAUCACAUGACAGCUCAUGGUGACGAUGUUGAUUUCCCCAUUGGGUAUCCAUCAUACUUGGCACCCGAGGUAAUUGCACAAGGAAUUGUCAAAAGCACUGAUCAUGUGCCAAGUGAAAAACCAUUGCCUUCUGGCCCCAAAUCAGAUGUGUGGUCUCUUGGAAUAAUUUUAUUUGAGCUUUCUGUGGGAAGAAAAUUAUUUCAAAGCUUGGAUAUUUCUGAAAGACUAAAAUUUUUGCUUACAUUAGAUUGCGUAGAUGACACUAUAAUAGUUCUGGCUGAAGAACAUGGUUGUCUGGACAUUAUAAAGGACCUUCCUGAAAAUGUGAUAGAUCUUUUGAAGAAGUGUCUCACCUUCCAUCCUUCCAAGAGGCCAACUGCAGAUGAAUUAAUGCAGGACAAGGUAUUCAGUGAAGUGUCACCUUUAUAUACUCCCUUUACCAAACCUGCCAGUCUAUUUUCAUCUUCUCUAAGAUGUGCUGAUUUAACUCUGCCUGAGGAUAUCAGCCAGCUGUGUAAAGAUGUAAACAGUGAUUACCUGGCAGAAAGAUCUAUUGAAGAAGUAUAUUACCUUUGGUGUUUAGCUGGAGGUGACUUGGAGAAGGAGCUUGUCAACAAGGAAAUCAUUCGAUCCAAACCACCUAUCUGCACACUUCCCAAUUUUCUCUUUGAAGAUGGUGAAAGCUUUGGGCAAGGUCGAGACAGAAGCUCACUGUUGGAUGACACCACUGUGAAGUUGUCAUUAUGCCAGCUAAGGAAUAGAUUAAAAGAUGUUGGUGGAGAAGCAUUUUACCCACUACUUGAAGAUGACCAGUCUAAUUUACCUCAUUCAAACAGCAAUAAUGAGUUGUCUGCAGCUGCCACUCUCCCUUUAAUCAUCAGAGAGAGGGACACAGAGUACCAACUAAACAGAAUCAUUCUCUUUGACAGGCUGCUAAAGGCUUAUCCAUAUAAAAAAAAUCAAAUCUGGAAGGAAGCACGAGUUGACAUUCCUCCUCUUAUGAGAGGUUUAACCUGGGCUGCUCUUCUGGGAGUUGAGGGGGCUAUCCAUGCCAAAUAUGAUGCAAUUGAUAAAGACACUCCAAUUCCUACAGAUAGACAAAUUGAAGUGGAUAUUCCUCGUUGUCAUCAGUACGAUGAACUGCUGUCAUCACCAGAAGGUCAUGCAAAAUUUAGGCGUGUGUUAAAAGCCUGGGUCGUGUCUCAUCCUGAUCUUGUGUAUUGGCAAGGUCUUGAUUCGCUUUGUGCUCCAUUCCUAUAUUUAAAUUUUAAUAAUGAAGCCUUGGCUUAUGCAUGUAUGUCUGCUUUUAUUCCCAAAUACCUGUAUAACUUUUUCUUGAAAGACAACUCGCAUGUAAUACAAGAGUAUCUGACUGUGUUCUCUCAGAUGAUUGCUUUCCAUGAUCCAGAGCUGAGCAAUCAUCUCAAUGAGAUUGGAUUUAUUCCAGAUCUCUAUGCCAUCCCUUGGUUUCUCACCAUGUUUACCCAUGUAUUUCCACUGCACAAAAUUUUCCACCUCUGGGACACCUUACUCCUUGGGAACUCCUCUUUCCCAUUCUGUAUUGGAGUAGCAAUCCUCCAGCAGCUUCGGGACCGGCUUUUGGCUAAUGGCUUUAAUGAGUGCAUUCUUCUCUUCUCUGAUUUACCAGAAAUUGACAUUGAACGCUGUGUGCGAGAAUCAAUCAACCUUUUUUGUUGGACUCCUAAAAGUGCUACUUACAGACAGCAUGCUCAACCUCCAAAGCCAACUUCUGAUAGCAGUGGAGUCAGAAGUUCAACACCUUUUUUCUCCACUGAGUGUCCAGAUCCUCCGAAAACAGAUUUGUCAAGAGAAUCCAUCCCAUUAAAUGACCUAAAGUCAGAAGUAUCACCCAGGAUUUCAGCAGAGGACCUGAUUGACUUGUGUGAACUCACAGUGACAGGCCAUUUCAAAACACCCACGAAGAAGACAAAGUCCAGUAAACCAAAGCUCCUGGUAGUUGACAUCCGGAACAGUGAAGAUUUUAUUCGGGGUCAUAUUUCAGGCAGCAUCAACAUUCCAUUCAGUGCUGCGUUCACUGCAGAUGGAGAGCUUACCCAGGGCCCUUUCACUUCUGUGCUCCAGAGCUUCAAAGGGAAGGUCAUUGUCAUCGUGGGGCAGGUGGCCAAGCACACAGCAGAGUUCGCAGCUCACCUUGUGAAGAUGAAAUAUCCAAGAAUAUGUAUUCUCGAUGGCGGCAUUAAUAAGAUCAAGCCAACAGGCCUCCUCACUGUCCCGUCUCCUCAAAUAUGAAGAACCAAGAAAGAGUGUGAUAGUCAAAAGGACAGAGUGGUAUCAGCCCUCAACAGCACAACUCUUCACAGCCUUACCUCUCUUCGACAGAACUAGACUUCCAGAUUGUUGCAUUUCCAUAAAGUUUUGUCAUGAAACAUUUUUUUAAAUCUCAUAACCCACAUGCUCAGCUAUCCAGGCAAUAAACUUGACUGUACAUGUA
This is a messenger RNA of Lynx canadensis (Canada lynx), 3183 nucleotides long. RefSeq names its product TBC1 domain containing kinase (gene TBCK). The transcript has 26 exons. The record is from RefSeq and is a predicted model, not a curated record. NCBI's taxonomy places the organism in Eukaryota, Metazoa, Chordata, Mammalia, Carnivora, Felidae. Gene Ontology annotation, molecular function: ATP binding; protein kinase activity. Bases 300 to 2981 code for a protein of 893 amino acids. Gene Ontology annotation, biological process: protein phosphorylation.